AUGUCUCCAGGCAAGGUUUCCACGCUCGAUUUCGAAAAGUUCUACAAUAUUGUCGACGGCCAGCAGCGCAGCUCCGACCAGAUUCACCACGGCAUCAAUCCCGCCACAGGCCAGGAGCUGUGGGACGUGCCCAUUGCCAGCGAGAAGGAUCUCGACGACGCUGUUGCCUCGGCCAAGAAGGCCUUUCCAGCAUGGAGGGAUAUGCCCGUUGAGGAGAGGAAAGCCUUGCUGGCCAAGGUCACGGAAUCCUUCCAACAGCACAACGACGAGUUUGUCAACCUGCUGUGUAAGGAGUCCGGAAAGCCGAGGAAGUGGGCUGCCUUUGAAGUUGGUGGCGUCGCGGCUUUCAUGGGCCAUCACCUUACGCUCGAUGUGCCCACUGAGAAGCUCGAGGAUGACGAGAAGACCGUCUACACCGAGUACUCGCCGCUUGGUGUCUGCGCUGCCAUCUGUCCUUGGAACUUUCCCUUGAUCUUGAUGGUCGGAAAGGUUGCGCCCGCGCUCCUGACAGGAAACUGCAUGAUUGUCAAACCAUCGCCCUUUACACCCUACACUGCUCUGAAAUAUGUUGAGCUUGCCCAAGAGAUUCUUCCAUCAGGCGUUCUCCAAGUGGUUGGCGGCAACAAUGAACUCGGUGUCCAGAUGUGUCUGCAUCCUGAUAUCGCCAAGAUCAGCUUUACCGGAUCUACCGCUACUGGAAAGAAGGUCAUGGAGACAUGCGCAAAGACUCUCAAGCGUGUCACGCUCGAGCUCGGAGGAAACGAUGCAUCCAUCAUCCUGCCCGAUGUGGAUAUCAAAAAGGUCGCACCAGAGGUUGUCAUGGGUGCUUUCCAGAACUCUGGCCAAGUUUGCGUUGCCACGAAGCGAAUCUACAUCCACGAAUCCAUCUACAAGGAGUUCCUCCAAGAGAUGGUCAACUUUACCAAGCAAAUCAAGGUGGGAAGCCCAGAUGACGGCGACAACAUGCUGGGACCUGUUCAGAACCAAAUGCAAUACGAGCGCGUCAAGGGCUUCUUCGAGGACAGCAAGUCCAAGGGCUACAAUUUCGCCGUUGGCGAGCCCGAUGUCGCUGCUAGCAAGGGAUUCUUCAUCACGCCCACUAUCAUCGACAACCCGCCAAACGACUCUCGUAUUAUUCAGGAAGAGCCAUUCGGCCCUAUCGUUCCUACACAGCCAUGGUCAGAUCUGGAAGAGGUGAUUGCGCGGGCCAACAACACAAAUACUGGCCUUGGCGCCUGCGUGUGGGGUAAGGACGUGGAAAAGGCAAGCAAAAUUGCACGACGCUUGGAAGCGGGUUCCGUGUUUGUCAAUUCGUUCGAGAAGCCCACGCCCCAGGCUCUGUUUGGCGGCCACAAGGAGUCUGGCAUUGGUGGCGAGUGGGGAAAGACAGGUCUGCUCGCAUACUGCAACCCUCAUGUGAUUCAUGUAUACAAGUCGUAG
Molecule: messenger RNA, 1440 nt
Organism: Bipolaris zeicola 26-R-13
Lineage: Eukaryota; Fungi; Ascomycota; Dothideomycetes; Pleosporales; Pleosporaceae
Exons: 2
Coding region: 1-1440 (479 amino acids)
Molecular function (GO): aldehyde dehydrogenase (NAD+) activity
Source: RefSeq, a predicted model, not a curated record